AUGGAGCCACAUGAAAACGACGAUUUAGCUAAAACUUAUCAAAGCAUGCCUCCAAAGAAACCAAUGAACUUACCAUCACCAAGGUCUACUUCUACCCGUCUCAAUUCAGCCGGUCCUUACUUUCAACCAUUCUCAUUGGCAAAUCAGGUUGGCCAGGGUGCUCCAUUGGCUCCUCUUUCAGAAGAAGCCUAUGGGAUUUAUACUGAAUACUUUGAAUCAGGGAAUCAAAGUGAGGGUGUUUCAUUGGCUCCUCCUUCAGAGGAUGCACCUAAGAAUUUUACUGAAUACCUGGAAUCAGUGAAUCAAACUGAGGAGAAACAAAUAUAUGAGUUAAUGUCUCCAAUCACAAAACACACCUGGGAAGGAGAACCAUGGAGUGGUGCAAAUGAAAACAUGGGAUCAUCAUCAACAGCUAUAGGCCAUGAGGUUAACAAUGCUGGUGGAUUUGAAAAAACUUUACUCAAGGAUCUCCCUUCUACUAUGGAGCAUCAAUCUAACAUGAUGCUUGGAAAUGAUCCCGGGGACACAAAUAUUGCAUCGCAACAUUUGGGAGUGGAUCCAACUGAACUAGAUCAGAAUUUGGGCCAAGAUUUCAAUGCAGCUAGCACUAAUCCCCAACCUGAAAAGCUGGUAAGUGAUGAAGAGGAAAAGCAAAGAAAAAGGAAGUCAAGUUUGGGAUUGCCCGAGAUACCAAAGAAUCCGAAACAGCAAAGGAAAAGAGUGAAUGAUCUCAUCGCCAUGAACAAUAGGCUCAAGGAAAAGAUUGAGCGCCUUUCUGAGGAAUGUUUGGAUCUCUCAAAUGAAAACAAAAUUUUAGAGAAAGAACUGGCUGAGAAGUAUGGGGCAGAAAUAACAGACAUUCUUGAGAGCUUCGAUCCAAGCCGCUUUGACUCCUUUGCUGGUGCUGGUGCUGGUGAUGGUGGCAGUGGUGCUGAUGCUGAUGGGGAUGGUGGCCGUGGUGCUGAUGGGGAUGGUGAUGGUGGCCGCAGUGCUGAUGCUGAUGGGGAUGGUGGUAGUGGCCGUGGUGCUGAUGGUGAUGGUGAUGAGAGCUGA
Molecule: messenger RNA, 1053 nt
Organism: Lotus japonicus
Lineage: Eukaryota; Viridiplantae; Streptophyta; Magnoliopsida; Fabales; Fabaceae
Exons: 9
Coding region: 1-1053 (350 amino acids)
Source: RefSeq, a predicted model, not a curated record